Messenger RNA from Westerdykella ornata, 901 nucleotides. RefSeq lists its product as uncharacterized. The record is from RefSeq and is a predicted model, not a curated record. The transcript is spliced from 2 exons. Bases 162 to 743 code for a protein of 193 amino acids. NCBI's taxonomy places the organism in Eukaryota, Fungi, Ascomycota, Dothideomycetes, Pleosporales, Sporormiaceae.
CCCCUUUCACUUUAACCUACUACUCAGGUCCUGUACCUAGGUAUAUAAAAAGGGUUGUCUAUCCGCAGAAGAAGAAAAAAUAUUCCCAGCGCAAAAAAUCCACAGUACUCUACUAUCCCACUCUCAAACAUCUCGUUCUGCCCAUCGGCUUCAAUCCCAUCAUGCAUCUUCUCUCGACUUUACUCGCCCUGGCCGCGACUACCAGCUUAACAGUCGCCGUCCGAAUCCCACAUAUUCCAGAUAAUUUUGGCAUUUUCGUAGGCCAUAGCUACGACAACGGGACUACAGUCAUUGAAUCUUUGUCCAAUUCAGGCCUCGUUCCUAUCGUCACUCACGACCCUACGGUACAUCCGCGUAGCGCCAAGUUUGGCCGUGCUGCUGAACCGGCACUGCAUGAGAAACGCCGAACGGACUGCUGGGGCCACCCUCUGGACGUUUCUGGCGUAGACACAUCAAUUAAUAGUCUCGCUCAAUGGGCCGGCAACGGGCAUGAACUCCGGACCAGUCCGAACACAGUGGGUUUUGUUGGUAUAUAUGUCGAAGCUGUUGUUACAUACUAUUGCAUCAGCAGGCCCAACAGUGUUGGAAACCUUGAUAGCAAUGAUGUCUGGUAUGCGCAUAAUCAGAUGAACAGCAAAUGUGGGCAGUAUAUGUCCGGCUGGUUCGGAUGGCCAGGCAGUGUUGAAAUUGUUGGCAGAGCGAGAGAGGGUACUCAAAUCUGCCAACCUGGAGGUCCAUGGUAAGAAUGUGUUUUCUUCCUGUAGAGCUGGUCAGAUUCGGGAUCACUCGUACUAUGUUUCCGGGGUCGGGAGGUAUACACAACAAGCAACAAGGUGCUAUGAGACGGAUAGAUAACAUGCUAGAUAACGUCCCGGUAUGCUCAAUGCACGUUAUGGAACAG